This is a messenger RNA of Botrytis byssoidea, 381 nucleotides long. RefSeq lists its product as uncharacterized. Bases 1 to 381 code for a protein of 126 amino acids. The transcript is spliced from 3 exons. NCBI's taxonomy places the organism in Eukaryota, Fungi, Ascomycota, Leotiomycetes, Helotiales, Sclerotiniaceae. The record is from RefSeq and is a predicted model, not a curated record.
AUGAUCGAGGUCUCCCUUCUGUUUCCCGGCCAUCCUUCAAAACAACUCCCACUCCAAGGACUUUUGAAAGAUAAUUUUUCUUCAGGCCCCCAUGAGGAUAUCUACGUCGGAGCAACUUUUGAGGAUCUGUGUUUCGAAUGUAUUCCAGAAAAGGACUCUCUCGAAGCUGGAUUCGAAUUAAAUUUACCUACUCCUAAUCCAACCUCAAAAAAAUCCUAUACCGUCUCGAAUUUCGUAAAACCUGAGCCCGAUUUGGAUCUGCCUGCCUCUAUCUUCUUGCCGGAAAGACACUCUUUUGCCGCACAAGAUUUCAUAGACUCCGACGAGCCUGAAGAACCUCGGAUAGCUUUCCCUCGAAUGCAAUGGAAUUUCCUUCUCUAA